Molecule: messenger RNA, 8744 nt
Organism: Oncorhynchus keta (chum salmon)
Lineage: Eukaryota; Metazoa; Chordata; Actinopteri; Salmoniformes; Salmonidae
Product: zinc finger and BTB domain-containing protein 7A
Exons: 4
Coding region: 8-1993 (661 amino acids)
Biological process (GO): regulation of transcription by RNA polymerase II
Molecular function (GO): protein binding; DNA-binding transcription factor activity, RNA polymerase II-specific; RNA polymerase II cis-regulatory region sequence-specific DNA binding
Source: RefSeq, a predicted model, not a curated record
UCAGAACAUGCCUAGCCUAGUUCUCCCCACAGUGCCAAGCCAUGCCACACAGUGGGGUGCAUCAGCUUCCAGUCAGACCGAAGAGACACCUUUCAUGGCUAGCUGUUUCAUCACAUUACACAAGACAGGCAGACGGACAGACGGCAGGACGGACACGCGGGCGGCGGCUGUGAUUGGCGGCUCGGCGGCAGGCUGGUGGAAGAUGUCGUCGGGAGCCGGUGGGAGGGGUGGGCGGCGGCUCAGGGGUGGGGGGGGAGGGGAAGCGGCGGAGGAAGGCCCAGUGGGCAUCCCCUUCCCCGAGCACAGCGCAGACAUCCUGGGCAGUCUGAACAAGCAGCGCCUCAGCGGCCUUCUGUGCGACGUGCUCCUGAUCACCCAGGAGAGGGAAUUCACUGCCCACCGUUCGGUCCUGGCCUCCUGCAGCUCCUACUUCCACAAGUUGUUCACCUCGGGCCCGACCGCCAGCCAGCAGAACGUCUACACCAUAGACUUUGUGGCGGCCGAGGCCCUGGGCGCCCUGCUGGACUUUGCCUAUACAGCCACGCUAACGAUCAGUCACACCUCUGUGGGAGACAUCCUGGCUGCCGCCCGCCUGCUGGAGAUCCCGCCCGUCCAGGAAGUCUGCACUCACCUGCUGGACACCAAAGUGCUCCUCUCCCCGCCGGUGGGCAGUGAGCGAGGAGAGGAGGAUGAUGAUGAUGAUGAUGAGGGGGAUGGUGGGAAGGGUGGAGGAGGAUGGGGGCAGCAGGGGAAUCGACUGCGGGCCCGGGAGUAUCUAGAAUACUUCCAGAGAGGGGCCCACUGGAGCAGCAGCUGCAGCACGCCAGAGCUCAGGGACAUGCCCACACACCUGCACUUUAACCAUGGCAAAAGGUCCCACAGCAAUGGGGUCCCCGGGGGCCCCAGCGAGUUCUGCUCUCCCCUGGACCUUGCCCAGGCCCCCACCCAGGACCCAGAUGAGGAGGAGGAGGACGAGGAGGACGAAGUAAAGGUGGAGCACUCUGAGAACCGUAGGGACAUGCUGACCUGGGCCAGGGGGAAUGGAGGGGGGCCAGGGGCCUCUUUCUACGCCCCUGCCCAGAACGGCCAUUUCUUCCUCCCCACGAAGCCUAAACUGGAGCCGGAGGAGGAAGAGGAGGAAGAUGGCAUGCGGGAUGGGGAGAGAGGCUCGGCCAGCGCACUCCUGCAGCAGAUGAUGGACUCCAUCGAGAGGCAGAAGGAGCGGGCCGCGGCCGGGGAGGAGCUGGGGGAGGGGGAGGACCCGGACGUGGAGUUUUACUUGAAUUACUUUAACAGCACACAGCAUGAGGACGCCGCCGUCUCACAGGGACUGCUGCCCCUCUGGGCGACACGGGGAGGCUCCAGCCAAGAUAGAGGGGGAGGAGAGAGGGGAGGAAGAGGAGGAGGAGGAGGAGAAGAGAGAGGAGGGGGUGGAGGGGAGAGGAAGAUGCGCUCCAAGGCCUUCCAGAAGUGCCCAAUCUGCUCCAAAGUCAUCCAGGGUGCAGGCAAGCUACCCCGCCACAUCCGCACGCACACGGGAGAGAAGCCCUACGAGUGCGCCAUCUGCAAAGUGCGCUUCACCAGGCAGGACAAGCUCAAGGUUCACAUGCGUAAGCAUACGGGAGAGAAGCCUUACCUGUGUACGCAGUGCGGUGCUGCGUUCGCCCACAACUACGACCUGAAGAACCACAUGCGCGUGCACACAGGCCUGCGGCCCUACCAGUGCUCCAGCUGCUUUAAGACUUUUGUGCGUUCAGACCACCUGCACCGCCACCUCAAGAAGGACGGCUGCAACGGUAUCCCCUCCCGCCGGGGCCGCAAGCCUCGGGUACGGGACCCCGGGCUCCUGGAGGCCUCCAUGGGGCUGGUGGGCCCCGGCCCUCGCAGUGGCAGGGAGAGACGGCGCAUGGAGGCAGCCUCAGCAGAGGGGGCCUCCAGGGUCCAUGCACACAGUCCCCAGCCCCAGGAGAGGCCAGAGGAGCCGGGGCACUGAGGCAGGGAGACAGGGAGGGACGCUGGACGCCAUAGUCAUACUUGGCCCGUGGAGGGGCCGCUGCCGAAACAAGAGGAGAAAAAAAACACGCUAAGGCAAAAAACAAAAAACACAACUAACUAUUUCUCUAUAAACCAAAUCAGGGUGUCACAAAUCUAAUAUUUUCAGUUUCUUUUAUUUCUUUGCUUUAGGAAACAGUAGACACAACAGACACACAUGAGUCAGUGUUCUGUUAAAUAGCAAGGAACGCUUAAAAUCACACACCCAUGAUGUCUCCUUUCUGGGUCAUUUCUGUCUGAUCUAGGUUUUUAUACAUUUGGCAAAAAUGCUUUAUAUGCAUAACAAAACAACAGAAAACCCUGAGCAAAACUAUGCAGUUAAAAUAGGUUCUGAAUUCAGAGCCAAACGAUGAGGUGUCCCACACCUACUAACUGCUGCAGGGGUGAACGGAGUGUAAUCUCUCAUAUUCAGAUGGAAAGCAACCAAUCUUUUUCUAUUCUUUUGCAGUUCUAAAAUGUACAGUUACCAUAGAAACAGUAUUGUCAGAAUAUGGCAAUAUAUGCAAGAUUAACUUACCCACACCUCUGAUGCAGCUUCCUUUUUUCUAAAGGCUUCAGAAAGAAUCAGACAAGGGUUUGAUUUAAGUGUUACUUACUCGAUAAAAUAUAUUUUAAAAAUCUAUGGUUCAUCUUUUUUAAAUGUCGAGUCGAAUCCACGUUUGGGGGGGCUCUUCCAUUGCAGGGGUAGGGAACGCGAGGGGAGGAGGGGGUGUGUUUCUGAAGCACUACCAUGGCCAUGGUGCCGUUCGGCUUGACCACGUCGUUGACUCUUAGCCCUCACCCUGACAUUUCAUUUCUAUUUUCUUUUUGAUUUGUCUUUGUUAUUGUUGUUUGUCCCUUUUUGAGUGACUGCUUUGGGUACUUGACACUUUACAUUUGUAUACAUGCGUGUGUGUAUAUAUAUAGAUAUACACAUUAGGUGGUGAUGAUUUAAUGCUGAGGUAUAUUAGCUUACCAAUCGGGGUUUCCUUUGGCUUGACGUCACAUUUCUCACAGAGUGAAGCUUGUGGGUAAAAGAGAAAGGAAACUAUAUGAAUGUUAGAAUAUAUUGAAUUUAGAAACCCAUUGGUCCUAAACUUAACACUUGAUUGAGAUGUAUAUAGAGUUCCUGCCUGAAGGUAGAAGCGAUACUAUGUGGUUAACUUUGUGCAGUUCUGACAGGAUCUCUCCUCUAACCAACAGCAGGUUGAAAGAGGAAAAGCAGGGAUAGACCGGGAUAUAUACGUUUGCACAGCUUCACUAAAGAGAUCCCACAGAGAGAGGUAUAUUUAAAGGAGGUUGUUGAGAAAAGGUGUGUAUUAGUGCUUAUUCCAAUCUUUUUUGCCCUUGGGACCACGAAACCAUGAGGCAACCUGUGUGAUGAAGAGAGCAAUAAAUACCUGUCCAAGUUGGGAGGCCAAAUAAGCACACAGCUGCAGGGUGAGGCAGGUUGAGGGGAGGGGGAUUUCACAAUGUCUGUUGCAUUCCAAAAUAUCAUCUCCCCGGCACAGCCACUUUUCCAGGCAGAACGGGUUCAAAUCAGACGUUUUCUCUCUCUCACUUUAGUUCUCCAUCGCCCCAAAACCAGCCUGUGGAGUACAUGGUAUUAUAGAGCCCUGAGUAGAGGAGGUCUGGUCGGUGGCUGACCGGACUGCUGCUAGGUGUUGGUGUGUGUGGCAGCCAGGGUCUUUUCUCUGACUCACUCACUAGACUUGGGCUGGGAGUGUCAGCAGCUCCUCCAGUUGUGGACACGUUGAAACAUGCUCCCCAAACUGCCAGUGCACUAAAAGCCAGGCAGCCAUUAUAGUGGGUAAAAAAACAUGAGGGCAGCCACCAGAGAUCGUGAGGUGUUGCUCCACAGCCUUAUGACGUGUGUCUGGAAACGGCCACUGGUUCACAUAGAUCUGAACACGUUUGUCUUUGUGUUUUGAGUCGCUUGGCUUGUCAACUCUGUUUUUAACCAUACUUGUACACUGGUUUUGGGGCAAAGGAGAGUGUGCCGUGCCGGUGACUGUAGAUUGAAUUCCCCUGCCAUUGCUGCAAUGCUGUGUCCUGAGUAUCAGUCUUUUGCACCUUAAUGGGAAAGAAGCAGGUUCUGAAUGCACUUUGUUACUGAGAAAGGCACUUUUGUCAAAGAAACGGGUACUUUGAAACAAACUAAGGUGAAUUAGCUUAAUAUCCCCAUCGCAAGUGGUUCCGUUAAGCUUGUUCUCUGGUUUUGUUCAGUUUUUGACGACAAGCUGCCAAAAAAGAAAGAUGUAUGUGUGUUUCGGGUCUCUUAAGAGAAGUCAGGCGGGUUCAAAAAACGAACAAUGUUUUGUGACCUUAAAAACAUUUUUUUUUAAAGACAAAAUAACCCCAUGUAACUGAUUGCACUUGAAGUUAGGUUUGGUAAAACAAGCUCUAGUGAGUUGUCUAUGUUCAUGUCUUAAUGCAGAGUGGGCGGUGUGAGUGUGUGUGCAUGGCUGGAGGGUCUCAGGGCAAGCCUGGAUAAACAAACUCUAUCUCCACCCAUCUGUUCACCAGCUCCCUUCAUAGCUCCACAUAUUAUCACAGAGAAGAGAACGCAGUCAGACACGUUCAGACCAACUGCACGGCAGAUAGACCCUUUUCCAAGUAGUGGCUAACUAACGGUGUGUGUGUGAGUAUACUUGAAACUUCCACACACCCCCAACCAUCUUUUCCAUCACUUUUCACUGCUUUGUAUUCUGUUGAAAUCCUUAUUUCCCUGGGAUGUUGACUCCUUCUCUUAGAAGAAUGCAAAUCAAUAGUCUGUCAGUAUUUGAUAUACACAGAUCAAGUAGAAGACAAGGAGGUAGAUGAGAGGGGUUGAUAUGCAUAGCCUGACAGCCAGGAGCUCAGGGUAUAGUCAUGUAUAUGAAUAGGUCUGAUGAAAGAAGCCGUAGUCAGGUGAUCUGUUAGGGGUUCUAAGUUAUCACUCAAGUAUAUGUAGCCAUCAAAACGUAUAAUGUUCUUGGGCCUUAAUAUUGGGAUUUCAAGUUGUAUUCCUAUUUUAUUUCUUUAAUCUUGGUUAAGCCAAAGCUACCCUGAUUGUACAUAGUACACUCUUAUAGAGUUCUCCCUAAAUUGCUAUUCAUGUCUUGUAUAUGAUAUAAAGGUAUGAAAGUAAUUCUAAACAUAUCCAGAAUGAGACCACCUCUGACCAAGCCACACACCAACAAAACCCACCCCCUUGAUAUGUAUGCAGGAAAUUGUGUAGAAUCAGUUCACAUUCUCUUUAUUUCCGUGGACUAAAAUCAAUGGUGUAGAUGGAAUAGCUUCUGUUUUAUGUCUUUAUGUUGAAUUCUUCUUAAAAAAAGGUGUCCCUACAGCUUUUUUACUUUUUUCUAAUCAACUUUAUGGCUGUUUUGUGUGUGGGUCGGGGUAUAGGAAUUGGUUUAGGGAGGGUAGGGUAUUUUCUGAGUUCGAUUAAAGGGGUGUUUUGGUUGGGGAUAUAAAGCCUGAUAGCACUGGAAAUAGUGCUUUAGCUGAGACAGCGAGAGUUUGCACUAAAGUCCUUGUCCUACUAAAGGAAGGAGGGCGUGAGACCUCAGCAAGGCCCUUGAGUUUCUGUGAGCACAGAGUGUUAUACACUCAAUGGUCCAACACAGACAGUCCAUCCAUUCCCCUAACCAACAGACUUAAUCAUGUAGAGGUUCUUCUGAGAAGUGUACCAACAUUACUUAACCAAACCAAAAGAGAAAAAGACUUUGAUAAGUCGUCACAACAUGGUGGAUGUAUGGGAUUUGAAUAAUACAUCAAAACCUGAAGGUGCUCUGAAAGUUUUAGGAUGGUACACACAGAGGAGACAAAACUGUUGUAACAGCGAUUAUAUUUUUAUAUAUGUAUAUUUAUAUAUAUAUUUAUAUAUAUACAUAUAUAUAUGCAUGCAUGCAUGCUGCCUCUGGGAGGUAGUAUGACAACCCUCUGAGCAGUGUGUUUAGGGUCUAGAUGUAUUCAGGUGUCCUUCAGUUAGAGUGAGUGUCCCUGGGACUCUCUGGCCUGGUCUGAGGACUAAGCUUUGUUUAAUGGGUCCAGUAGAAGUCUGAGGCUGGGCCUCCGUCUAGCUCCCAGGUGGACAUGGGUCAUGGGCAAGAACGGGACUUAAAACCGAAGGAAUGGAAGAACCUUUCUCUCCCUCAUUCUAAUUUUAGAGCGCCUUACACUGACUUCCACAUAGUUUGAGUUUAAAAUGUGGAUGUUGAGUGUGGCUGUAAACCUUUCCAUACUGAACAUUGGGACGAUUGGCAGGUGGGGGACCGAAUCAAAAGACAAUAUACUGUCUGGAAGUUGAUCUCUAUUGAGCCACACUCUCAAUCCAACUCCCACUGUAGUGUUUGACCAAACUACUAUGACUUACUUGAAUGAAUUGGUUAUUGUGAGAAGUGUCCCUGUGAGAGAAACAUACUACUGGGUGAUGUAGUGGUGUAGCUCUCUCCUCCUUCGUGGUCCUAUGCUCCCAUUCCUGCUGAGACCUCCCAGCCUCCGCCCUAGACCACCGUUACUCCAACACGUUACGCAGAGAUAUCUCACAUCUCCUUAAAGAGAAGACGUAUCGUUGGGCAUAAUCCAAAAUCCACCAGAUGUUUUGUUACUAAUUCACUAUGACACAAAAUAAAAAGUGUCUGAAAGCAUUAAAAACGACACAAAACAUUUGAUAACAAUUAUGAUUGUAAUAAUCAUGGGACAGGAGUGGGUGCUGGUUGGAGGAGAGUGUUUUGUAAGUGGUGCUGCACACCUGAAUGUCCAGGCUGGUGAAGCACAGCAAGUUGAGGAUGACAUAUGUAGUAUGGCAUAAUGCACAGCGUGGCACUGGCACUUACACAGCCAUCCCUGGGGCCAGAGAGGCUGUUGGCUGGUUGGUUGGCCAGUUUAGGAGUUUCUCUACGUCAGUGGGCUACAAUGGUUUUCACAACGUGGGAGGGUCAGGAUUGGGGUGGGAUGGGACUGGACCAAAUUGGUCAGCAGCGACGACAUGGGAGAGACUAGAUCAGGGUUGCGGUGCAAUGGUUCAGGUUGCCCCAUCUUGUUGUGUUUCACUGGGAAUGAUAUGAUGUAGCAAAAUUGCGGAACUGGUGAUGGGGAAUGUUGAUCUAUUUUUCUGUGCUUCUAAGUUGAAAAACACUGAAAUACAUGGUGUUCCUGUUUCUGUUCAGUUUGUGGUUUGAUUCAGAAUUAACAUCUCUUUCUUUGCCUUCCAUGUAAAAUUGGCAAAUUGUACCAAUGUUUAAAGAUAAUGGUUUUCAAAACAAGGAGUGAGGAAACGGUUGGUUCCCCAUUGCCAUGUGACUGACCCCCCUUACUAUUGUUAAUGUUGAUUCAAAAGCUUGUCUGUGGGAGGGAGAGUGCUGAGAAGUGUGUGUUAAUCAGGUUGAAAUGUAUAAAAGUAGCUGGGGAUAAGAAGCACGGGGGGGGUUCUCUCUCCAGACCUUGGUGUCCACUUCUCUUCUGACUGGCCUUUGAUUACAGAUCACAGGCCCUCAGCAGGGGAAGCUAGGAGGCAGAGGGGGAGAGAGAGAGAGACUUGUGGUUUGAAGUCACCAACCAAUAGAGGAUACAUUCCAUAACUUCAUACUGUAAUUUCCACUUUUGAGUCUUGGCAUGGGGAGACGGAGGGGGUGGAAGGAGAUGAACAGUCAGCGUUUUACAGCCGAGUGUUUCAAUCUGUCCGUCCCCCCUUCUACCACCCCCAGUCUGACAGACAGGCAGUGAGUUGGGCCUCUCCAGACCUGGCCAUCCAACUGCCUGUCUGUCUCAGCUUCUGCUAUUGUAACAAAGCACUUUGCAAAAGGCCAUCCAGAAUAUUGUGUGCUGUUGUUUUUUUGGUUAUUACUAUUGUUAUUAUUCUUGUUUAUAUUUUUGUUCUCAUUAUGGAUGAUUAUUUAAAUGCAAAAACUUCAUGAAAACUUGAAUAUUUGGGUUUAGGUCCAUUCGAGCUGCCGCCCCACAAGGCCAUACAUACACUUCUGGCACACACACCGUCUCAGCUGAUAGAUAGAUACUCCGAGUGGAAGGGUAAAGGCAAGGUCUCCCUAUCUCCACAUACAAUCUCGAAUAUAUUUGGAAAACAAGUCAUAUAAAAUCAUUGGGAGAGUUGCAUUGCACAGAAACCUCCAUAACAUAAGCUUUCUGAGAAGGCGAACUGUGCUGUACUACUUAAUGUCAAACAUGCAGAUUUAAAGCUGUUUUAUUUUGUAUCCCUCACAUCAUUUACACGUAGUAGCCACACUAAAGUAAAUUGCUGGAUCUGGUAUAAAAUAGACACAACCAAAUGAUUAUGCCAUUUUUUUUGUCACCUUUGGAGUUGAGGGAGAAGAGUUAUUAUCAUUGUAGAAUGAUUUCUGACUGUAAAAAUGACAAUAAUCAUCCAUACUAGUUUAGAACUCUGCUGCACAUUUGGGGGAGGCAGAAUAUUUCCUGUCAGGCUUGGAUGCUAAAAUCCCUAUCCUCUUCUUUAAAGUCAUUUUCCUUAAACAUCGGCUGUUAGUGUCUGUUGGAAGUUAUGCGGGAUAGGUGGUUUUGGAGAUUUGCACUUUUGGCUACAAAAAUAAAUUGUGUUGUAUAUGAGACCACUAAAUCCAUACCAUCUAAACCAUAUAAUUUCAUUUGUUUCGGUUUUUGUUCUGUUUUUCUUUUUUAAUAUAUCCAAAAAUGUCUGUUGUCCUGGUUUAAAGAAAAUAAGAUCUUUCUAUUAAAAAAAACAAUGGUUGCGA